Messenger RNA from Biomphalaria glabrata, 2115 nucleotides. RefSeq lists its product as uncharacterized. Gene Ontology annotation, molecular function: protein binding. Bases 674 to 2005 code for a protein of 443 amino acids. The record is from RefSeq and is a predicted model, not a curated record. The transcript has 2 exons. NCBI's taxonomy places the organism in Eukaryota, Metazoa, Mollusca, Gastropoda, Planorbidae.
UUAAAAUUUAGAUCUAGAUUCAGAUGUCAAGAUUUAAUCGAGAAUGUCUAGACUCUAAAGAGAUCUAACCCUAAAAGACUAUAUUAACAUGUAAAUGUUAAGAAAUAAUAACUACAUCUAUUUUUAAUAUUUAGUUUCUGUUUAACACUUGUAGUAAAUUCGACUUAAGAAAACAAAUAGCAUGUCUAUCAAACGAGAAGUGGCACAUGGGAUCAUUCACGGACUGAGUGACUUCUGGAAAUGCGAAGAACUGCAAGAUUUUACUAUCACGCUUGGUACAACACAGUUUGGGUGUCACAGGUUUCCUCUGGCAGCUUGUUCUGGGUUUUUUAGAGGACUUUUUAGAUCCGGCAUGAAAGAAACGGAAUUGAAGACUGUCAACUUUGAAGAUAUAUCUAGCGAAACUUUUUUGAGUUGAUCCUGGAAUCUAUCUACACUGGACAUGGUGUUUUGACAAAUGACAAUGUCAUUGACAUCUGGAGGGCUGCCGAUAAGCUGCAGAUAGUUUUUCUGAUCACUGAAUGUGAUAAAAUCUUUGUCUUUAGAAAACUAUAUUGAAUAUUAUCAAAUUGGCAGCCUCUUAAAUUCUCAAUCGGUAACCAAAGCAGCUUGGCCGUACCUUAUAGACAAUUUCAAUUCUUUUUAUAGAACAAGCGCCUUCUUGGAGUCGCCAAUGAAUGAAAUAUUACAUAUAGUUCAGAGUCAGGAUUUAAAAGUCAAUUCAGAACAAGACGUCAUUAAGGCUAUUUUACAUUGGACAGAAUUCAAACCAUCUAGACUACUACACAAUGUUUCAACUAUUCGUGAAAUGAGAUGCAAACGUUUCAAAACUCUAACCAUUAAUAAAUUUGAGAGUAACGAAACAAUUGCCAUUUCAGAUCAGAGUGACUCAAAGCCUCAGAAUAUCUCUUCAGAUAACAGAGAACAAUAUCUGGGAAUUUUGUUAUCCAAAGCCAGAUUAUGCCUAGUAAGUCGUGAAAGUUUAGAAAUGCUGCUCUGUAACCCACUGGUCAGCGAGAACAAGAUGGCCAACGAUGUUGUGAAUAAAGCACUCUUGUACAAAGUUCAAAUCGGGAAAAGAAAUGGCCAAUGGCCAACAGCGGCGAUCCACAGAAAUGAAAGUGACUUUGAAAACGUUGCCAUGACAACGAAACGGAAAGAAAAUGGAGAUCUACUGUUACAGACAAUGUCAUUUCCAAGAAACAAUUUUCUACAUUUAGACGUUCGAUGUUUGAUCGGAAGAGAGUUUGUCGCUUUUUGUACAAUGGACAAUAUCUUAUACUACUUCUUUAUGGCGCAAAAAGAAAAUCAAGGGCAUAAUGCCUCUGUUUACGCUUAUCGAUUAAUCGACAAUGAAUUUAAAGCCAUAAAAAUGUAUCUGGUCCUCAAGUAUGCCAAGUUCUAUGUAACAGUGAUAGAUGACUUUAUUUACAUUCUGCCCAGCAAUGGGAAAGUGAUGGGCAGGCUUCACCCGGUCUCCGAAAGCUUCGUUUCUUUGCCUACUGUACCAGCAGAUCCAACAAUCAAAGACGGCCAAGCAAUAUGUCACGUGAUAAAUUAUGAGCAUAUGAUUCUUGCGUUUUCAAGUGUAUCUGAGAAAGGUGUAGAGACUGUCGUCCAGUGUUAUGAUACGUCACAAAAUAUCUGGACACGUCUCAACAAUCUUGAAGGACCAGCAAAAGGAAUGACCAGUUUUAGAGAUGACCAUUUUACUUACAUUUUACAGUCAAAUGGUGAUCUGUGGAAGAUGGUUAGACCACAAUCAGAUUCUUUAGACUUAGAGUUUGUAGCAAACCUUUGGAGUUGCGACUGGUCACUUGUCGGUGCGAUCACGUUUUUCGAUAAACUCUACAUCUGUGGUGUCCGGUCAGAAAUGCUGUCAAGGGAUCCUAGGUUAAGUAAAUAUUUACCAGGUAUAUUUGGGGAGAUAGUUUACAUCAACAGUGAACUCACUGAAACCGAAAUCUUUCUACCAAUAACACUCCGCCGAAAAUAUAUGUUCUAGCAGGCACACUUACAACUAUUAUGUAUUGAAAUAAUUUGUUAAAAUCUCUUAUUAUACUAUAUUUUGUUUGAUAAGGUUAUAUCAUAGUUAACUUUAAAAUAUUCAGUAAU